AUGGCUCUGUAUAUUGGUAUUGUUUAACAUCUACGAGUGGUAUAAAGAUGCAUUGAAGCUGUAAGAAUAUUUGCUACGAGGAAUGGAUUGGAGAUCAAUGGAGAGGACAUCCUACAUAAUUCAUUAGCAACACUUUAUUUCGGUUCAAUUCAUCUGCUUCUAAUUCUGUCAGGUUUAGUGUGAGAAUACAUUGCAGGAACCUAUUUUGUCUUGAGCUGUUUUCAGCUGUUAUUUCUUCUUUCCAUGUCUUUGGCAAUGUUUUGAUUCCAGGUCUCCUGUAAAGAAGUUCCUAUGUUCCCUCUUUGCUGUGAUAAGAAGAAAAUCGGGGACGGUAUCAAUUCCUGAAGUUGUCUGAAUCAGUGGGAAAUUACAGGCUGGAUUACUCUGGAACUGAAUAUUUGGAUAUCAUACCGAUGAACAUAUGGGCUUUCAUAAAAUAUGUGAUCUUCUCGGAAUCAGGAUGUUCAGCUGCCCUUGUAUUUGUUUCGUCGCAAAUCAUUUUGACCUAGAUGAGUCUAGACAGUUUCAGCACCCAUACGACACUGGUUGGGCCAUGGGGAGGCCAUGAUGGAUCCUAUUGGGAUGACGGCGUGCACUCCACAAUAAGACAGCUGGAGAUAUCUCAUGGAACUGCAGUGGAUUCGAUCCGGAUUGAAUAUGACAGCAAUGGUAGAUCAGUCUGGUCCGAAAAACAUGGGGGCAAUGGAGGGUUUACAACCAACAAGAAGAGAAUGGAGUUAUUUCUCAUGAAGGGAUUUUGGGUUUCCACUGUGUAUCAGAUCAAGCUCGACUAUCCGGACGAGUUUCUAACAUCAAUGCGCGGACAUUACGGGAGCAUGCAUGAAUGGGGAAACGGACCAGUGAUUAUCCGAUCACUUACCUUCGAGAGCAACAAAAGGACGUAUGGUCCUUAUGGAGCUGAGCACGGGGCAUAUUUUACAGUUCCUCGAAUGUCAGGCAAGAUUGUCGGAUUUCUUGGCAAGUCCGGCUCGUUCCUGGAUGCCAUUGGGUUGUAUGUCGAGCCUAUCCAGAGCCAUGUAGUUUCGAACUCCAUAUUCCGGUCUCAGCAAUUUUCUGCUCAAGGAACUAACGAGAGGUACGAGUACUCGAUGAUCCAGGGAAGUCUUGGCCCCGACUACGAUCUCAUUGUCGCUGUCAGACAAAAGGAUGCGUGGAGAAGUCAUCAACCAAAUGAUCCGCCGAAGCAUACUUCUAAUGACUUUAGUCUUUCGGAUUUAAACAACGAGAUUGUUACCACUGCUCCCAAGAACGAAAAAGGCGUAGUGAUGAGCUACGGACCCUGGGGUGGAUCGGGAGGCAGUAUGUUCGACGAUGGAAUCUAUGAUGGCAUACGACAAAUUAGGAUAUCCCGCAACGUGGGAAUUGUCUCGAUCAGAGUUUGCUACGAUCAAAACGGACAAUCUGUUUGGGGAAGCAGGAAUGGCGGCAAAGGAGCAUUCAAAUCCGAUAAGAUUAUCUUAGACUAUCCAUCGGAAGUAUUGACGCACGUUACAGGCUACUACGGGCCAACGAUUAUCAUGGGGCCGAAUGUGAUCAAAUCACUUUGUUUCCACACGACGAAGGGAUACUACGGUCCCUAUGGAGAAGAAGAAGGCGAAUUCUUUUCGACAAAGUUGAAAGAAGGAUCGAUGGUGGUAGGAUUCCAUGGCCGGACAGGACUGUUUCUUGACUCGAUCGGCGUCCAUGUUCUUGAAAUCAAAGGGAAGCCUACUUCUAGUACUUCAGCAGCUGUAGUUUCUCCGACAUCAAAUCCCCAAAUGUCUGCGCCAAGUCCCUUCCCAAAAUCCGGCAAGCAAAUCGCAGUUUCAGCUAACAAAGCAGAGAAUUACCAGUGGCCUUUCAAAAUUGGAAAAAAGGCGCAAACAGAGGAGGUUAACCAGAGGCUGGUGAAAGAUCCGGCCCCCUAUGGGCCGGGGCCGUGGGGGGGCGAAGGUGGGAAGCCAUGGGACGACGGAGUCUUCACCGGGAUCAAACAGAUCAUCCUGACUAAAACAGAUGCCGUCAGCUGUAUCGAAAUAGAGUACGAUCGAAGCGGGCAGUCUGUUUGGUCAGUGAAGCAUGGCGGCGCCACCGGAGAAACUGCACACCGGAUAAAAUUGGACUACCCUCAUGAAGUGUUGACGUGCAUUAGCGGAUACUAUGGCCCUGUCAAGAAUGAUCAAGGAAAAGGGGCAAGAGUGAUCCAGUCCUUGAGCUUCCACAGCAGCAGGAAGACAUACGGCCCGUUCGGGGAACAACUGGGGACGUACUUUGAGUCGGGCACGACUCAGGGGAAGGUUGUCGGGUUUCACGGGAGGAGCAGCGUGUAUCUAGAUGCGAUUGGAGUGCAUAUGCAGCAUUGGUUGGGGACUCACAGAUCAUAUAAACCCCAAUCUAUUAUGAAGAUUUUCUCUAAAGAUCCUUAAACUUGACAUCUGUUUGAGGUAAACUUCUUCCUUCACUUGUUACUGCCUGGUUUUUCUUUUGUUGUCAUUUUGAGACCAUUUCUAAAUCACUGGACUUGAUAUACUUGUGGUACGAUUUUUGAAAAAAUACACAUGUUCUAGCGUUA
Messenger RNA from Andrographis paniculata, 2572 nucleotides. Its product is annotated as jacalin-related lectin 3. The record is from RefSeq and is a predicted model, not a curated record. NCBI's taxonomy places the organism in Eukaryota, Viridiplantae, Streptophyta, Magnoliopsida, Lamiales, Acanthaceae. Bases 510 to 2426 code for a protein of 638 amino acids. Gene Ontology annotation, molecular function: carbohydrate binding. The transcript is spliced from 8 exons.